Molecule: messenger RNA, 3117 nt
Organism: Saprolegnia diclina VS20
Lineage: Eukaryota; Oomycota; Saprolegniomycetes; Saprolegniales; Saprolegniaceae
Exons: 4
Coding region: 1-3117 (1038 amino acids)
Biological process (GO): ribosome-associated ubiquitin-dependent protein catabolic process; rescue of stalled cytosolic ribosome
Cellular component (GO): RQC complex
Molecular function (GO): tRNA binding; ribosomal large subunit binding
Source: RefSeq, a predicted model, not a curated record
AUGAAGACGCGCAUGGCCAUCGAUGACAUCAGCGCCAUGGUGGGCUCCAUCACCAAGAACGUCGUCAACAUGCGCGUGACCAACAUCUACGACUCGGAGGUCAACAAGACGUACAUCCUCAAGCUGGCGACGCCGGGCCUGCCCAAGGUCUUCCUCCUCCUGCAGUCGGGCGUCCGCUUCCACACGACCGCAUACGCGCGCGAGACGGCGAGCGCGCUUCCAUUGCAGUUUACCAUGAAGCUCCGCAAGCACCUCCGCGGCAAGCGUCUCGCGAGCGUCACGCAGUGCGCGUCGGACCGCGUCAUCGACUUUGCAUUUGGCGACGGCGACCAGCGCCACCACUUGAUCCUCGAGCUCUACGCGGCUGGCAACAUCAUCUUGACCGACCACAACUACUCGAUUCUGUCGCUGCUGCGGUCGCACACGUACGACGAGCAGGUCAAGGUCGCGGUCAAGCAAAUCUACCCGAUGGAGAACGCGAUGGUGGUUGGCAACAGCGCCGCCGCCGUCUUCACGUCGGGCAGCGACCUCCUUGCGUUCAUUCGGUCGUACGUGCAGGAGAUGGCGACGAAAGAGAAGAGCAAGAAGCAGUACACGCUCAAGCAGAUCCUAAUGAGCAAGGAGUCGGGCGUCGGCGGCUUUGGCCCGACGAUCGUCGAGCACUGCCUCGUCAAGGCCAACCUUGCGCCGAGCCUCAAGGUCAAGACCGCGGCCGCCAACGUCGUCGUGCCGUUGACGCCGGACCAAGCGAACGCGCUUGUCGCGAGCCUCGCCGCGGCCCCGACGCUUCUCGACGAGCUGGCGCAGAACCAGGUGACGCUGCACGGCGAAGGCAGCGACGCCUCGGACGUGAGCGAGCACGGCUUUAUCAUCCUGAGCCCGACGACCGGAGCCUUUGAUGAGUUUACGCCGUACCUCUACGCGCAGCACGAAGGUCGGUCGGUCCAGCGCUUCCGGACCUUUGACAUGGCGGUCGACGAGUUCUUCUCCAAGAUCGAGGCGCAAAUGGCCGAAGCCGAGAAGAAGCAAGCAGCGCUCGCGGCCGAGACCAAGGUCGACAAGCUCAAGAAGCACCAGCAAGACCAGAUGGAGGCGUUCCGCAAGACGCAAGAAGAGAGCGUCGUGCAGGCGCAGCUCAUCGAGCAGAAUCAGCUCGACAUUGAGAACGUCUUGCUUGUGCUCCGCAGCGCGCUCGCCAACGGCAUGGACUGGAAGGACCUCGAGGACCUCAUCAAGCAAGAGCAGAAGAACGGCAACCCGGUCGCAUCGCUCAUCCACAAGCUCGACCUCGGCCAGAACCGCGUCUCGGUGCUGCUUUGCGACACGGACGCCGACGACGCCGACAUGGAGAGCGCGGUCGCCUACUGCGUCCCGAUCGAUCUGAGUCUCUCGGCGCUCGCGAACGCGCGGGAGCUCUACUCGAAGAAGAAGAAGGCGGUCGUCAAGGCCCAAAAGGCGACCGAAGCGACGGACAAGGCGAUCGAGCAAGCCGUCAAGAAGCACGAGAAGAAGCAGCAAGCGCAGAAGCUCCAGCGCAAAACGCUCUACCAGCGCCGGAAGACCAUGUGGUUUGAAAGGUUCCACUGGUUCAUCACGCGCGAAAAGUACAUGGUGCUCGCGGGCAAGGACGCGCAGCAAAACGAGACGCUCGUCAAGAAAUACCUGCGCAAGGGCGACCUCUACGUCCACGCCGACCUCCACGGCGCCGCCACGUGCAUCAUUCGCAACCGCAGCGCCGAUGCAAACGACCCGAUCCCGAUCUCGACCAUCGAGCAAGCCGGCUGCAUGAGCGUCUGCCGCAGCAAUGCGUGGGCCAACCAGGUCGUCGCGGGUGCCUACUAUGUCCGCGCCGACCAAGUGUCCAAGACGGCCCCCACGGGCGAGUACCUCACGACCGGUAGCUUUAUGAUCCGCGGCAAGAAGAACUUUAUUCCGGCCUCGCGCCUCGAGAUGGGCCUCGCGAUCGUGUUUCGUAUCGACGAGAGCUCGGUCGCGCACCAUCUCGAGCUCGAAGCGCUCGAGAACGACGACCUGGACGCUCCCAAGCCGCGUGCGGUUGCGAUCGUGGACGAUGACAAGGCAGCGGCUGCUGAGACAAGCACUGUCGUGGCGCCCAAGCCCACGGCCAAGACCAAGCCCGCCAAGCCGCAGCCCGAGGUCCAGCUGGCACCGGUCGUCGCACCCGACGACGAGCCCAACAGCGAUGUCGAGAGCCUCGAUGCGAACGACGGCGACGACGGGCCGGGGAAGAAGCGACUGAGCGCCAAGGAGCGCCGCGACCUCAAAAAGGCGCGCAACAAGAAGGACAACGCGGAUGCUGCUGAGACCAACGUGGCGCCGCCGCCGGCUCCGACCGAGAAGAAGCCCAAGGGCGCAGCGCCGGCACCGCCCGUGCGCGGGAAGAAGGGCAAGCUCAAGAAGUUGAAAAAGUACGCCGACCAAGACGAGGACGAGCGACUCCUGCGCCUCGCUGCCCUCGGCCACGUCAAGGUCUCGGAGCUCACGACCGAGUCGGUCGAGGAGGACGACGAGGCGACAGAGAAGGACGAGGCGGAGAGUUUUGUGGACGUCACGCCGAGCGAAGCCGGCACGAAUGCGGUCGACGACGAGAAGGAGGCCAUCUACGCGCUCCAUCGCGAGCGCAAGGCGCAGCUGCAGGAGCAGGAAGAGGAGGAGGCGCAGAACGCUGCGUUCCUCGACUCGUUCACGGGCACGCCGCUGCCCAACGAUCUGCUCUUGUUUGCGAUGCCCGUCUGCGCCCCGUACUCGACCCUCGCGCUGUACACGUACAAGGUCAAGCUCACGCCCGGAGCGCAAAAGAAGGGCAAGGCCGUCCAGUUUGCGGUCGACCACUUUCUCAACCUCAAACCCAAAAUUUCGUCGGCGAUUUUGCCGAAAUCGACAGCGCCGGUGACCGAAGACGAAGGUGCCAAGGACGAGGUCGCGCCCGACGUGGACCCGGUCGAGGCGCAGAAGGAGCUCAUCAAAUGCGUGCCAGAAGCCGACCUCGUCAGCUGCAUGGUCGGGCCCGUCAAGGUCUCGGCGCCGGGCCUGAGCACUGCCAAGAAGGGCGGCAACAACAAGCCCAAGAAAGCUCACAAGAACAAGUCGACCUAA